AUGAAUUCGGGGAUCAAUCUUACCACAAACGCUAAGGAACUCAAAUCGAGUUAUCAAUCGGUUCUGGAAGGAAAAGAGGCCAAUUGGGUAGUUUAUGGUUACGAGAGAGGAAACGAAUUAAAGGUUGUGUCGAAAGGAG
Acaulospora morrowiae is the source of this 139-nucleotide messenger RNA. Lineage: Eukaryota; Fungi; Glomeromycota; Glomeromycetes; Diversisporales; Acaulosporaceae. The record is from the annotation of a GenBank genome assembly.